UGAGACCGACCGCCACUCCAUUCUAAUACUUGGCAUCAAGUUUGUUCGAGCGGCGAAAGUAAUGAAAAUGGAGGAAUUGGUGUUGUUUAAUUAUUAAGUGAAUUUAUGGAGUAAUUGAUAGCUAGCAGCUUACACAGAAAGCACAGUCGAGCGUCAGGAGAGCGGAAUAUUUGGAGGAUAGCAUGCUAGUAAGUAUUGUUGAAAUCAGCGGACAGCAGAUGUGGGAAGAUGCUGGCGAUGGAAAGAGGAGUGGUGGAAGAGUGGUUAUCUGAGUUCAAGACCCUUCCGGAAAGCGGCGUCUCCAACUAUGCCGUCUCACUGAAGGUGAAGGCGGCUCUGAUCCCGGCCAUCUACAGGGUCAUCCGGGAGAAUGACAGCGACCUCCUGGAGCCGGUCUGCCACCAGCUCUUUGAGUUCUACCGCAGCGGGGAGCCGCGGCUCAUGCGCUUCACCCUGCAGUUCCUGCCCGAGCUCAUAUGGAGCUACCUGUCAGUGCGGGCGGGCCGGGACCCUCACCGCAGCGGCUGCAUCGAGGCGCUUCUGCUGGGCAUCUACAACCUGGAAAUAGUUGACAAAGACGGGCAGAGCAAAGUGCUGGCCUUCACAGUCCCGUCACUGUCCAAGCCGUCUGUGUACCAUGAGCCCUCAACGAUUGGCUCACUGGCCCUGACUGAAGGGGCUCUAGCCAAUCAUGGGCUCAGCAGGGUUGUGUACAGCGGGCCACACCUCCAGAGGGAGACGUUUACAGCACAGAACAGGUUUGAUGUCCUCAGCUUCCUACUGCUGUGCUACAACGCAGCCUUGAGUCACAUGUCCAACUCCUCACUGCAGACCCUCUGUCAGCUGGGCUCUAGGGUCUGCAUCUGCGGUUACCCCCGGCAACAGAUGAGGCGUUACAAGGGCAUCAGCACCCGGAUGUUGGUGUCCUCCGAGUUCCUGGUCCAGCUAAUAACGGACAUCCACUACGCCUUGUGUAAUGGAGAGCCGGAGCUGGGCUUCAAGGCGCUGGAUGAUGUGAUGUACAGGGCCCAGCUGGAGCUGUUUCCAGAGGCCCUGCUGGUGUGUAACGCAAUCAAGUCUUCCCAGCACGGGGGAGCCCUGAAACCGCACAAGGAAGGAUCCCGCCGGAUCCAUGUCGAAAUCACUCCCACUUCCUCCAGGAUAUCCAGGAAUGCCGUCACCAGCCUGUCCAUCCGCGGACAUCGGUGGAAGAGACACGACGCGGUGGACCUGGGCUCCCCGGAUGAGCUGAUGGAAAUCUCCGAGGUGGACGAGGGGUUCUGCUCCCGGAGCACACAGGGUGGGAGCCCCCCGGCAAUCGUGGUUAGCAGCAACGCCACCCCCAGUGGCGGAAGGCCGACGGGGAAGGGCCAGCGACGUUUGGGCAGCUGCAGCAAGGCCAGUAGAGACAAGGAGGGGGUGCCGGAGAGCUGCCGAGACCAGCUGAGCCGCAAGCAGCCGGGGGGCAGAGCGAUGAGCGAGACCCUGGAGCUGCUGUCCCUCAAACGGCUGACGCUCACCUCCAGCCAGUCAAUGCCCAAGUCCGGCACGCUCAGCCUGUCCCAGACCGCCAGUGCCGUCUUCUCCCGGUCCUUCGAACAUGUCAGCAAUGCGCUCACUGCGGGCAAUGCGGCCCACCCCCAGGGCUGCAGCCCCUCCGCCCCCGAGGCCAACCGUUACUCAGCAUGCAGCCUGCAGGAGGAGCGGCUGGCGUGUGUGGUGGAGAGGGCGGAGCCUCUGGGCCCCUCCCCCCACAAACAGCGUUCUCCCAGCAUCAGCCUGCACUUCUCCACCGACCUGUGACCUUUUGGAGUUGUCGCCACCCCCCUUGCCCCCCACAAGCACCCUUACCCACCCUCCGCCCCCCACAGCUUUUAGGCAGAAAUACCACUGAAGGACUUCUCUGGUGCCUCCUGUUUCACUCUGAACACCCCCCACGUCUCCCAGCAAUAACAGAACUACAUUCUGGCCAGUUUCCCCCAGCUACAGUCCUGACCACCCCCACGGGAGGGUCCUACCCCCCGGCCGCUCGUUUCUAUGGUUACCAUAAUGCGGUUCCCUCUCGGAAUGACGACCCACUACGACCCCGGGCUGGACGGGGGACCAGAUCUCUGACCCUCAGGACUGUGGAUUAAUACUCUGCACCUUAGAAAGACAUCAGCUCUGCUUUCUAUGGGACACCAUCGCUAAAGCUGUUCUAACGUGUCUUCGGGUAAAGCGUUCUUAGAACCGGCUUCGGCGUUCCAGUCCGCUCCACUGCGGAUCGCUCAGAUCCGUCACGCCGACUCAGACGUUUCGCGUAACCUGAACGGUACAAAAGUCCGUCGUGUGAAGUGCAGUUGAGCUUCUCUGUUUUAGUUUAUGAUGUUGUCCUGCCCGCCUGGUUCAUGUGUGUCAGUGCUGGAUUAUUUUUGAUUUUUUUUUUUUUUGUUUUGAACAAAUGUUGUGAAAAGGGAUGUUCUUUUCAGAAAAGUGUUAUGUUUAAAAACGAAACGGCACAACACAGCCUCCCGUGCAGACCGGGAGAAGCUGCCCCCUCCCCCGCCGUCCAUUCUGCACCCCCCUCUGCACUUCCCAACAUGCACUGGGCCUCAUACUGUGGCGGUUUGCUUUUAAUGCUUUUUGAAUUACAAAGUAACUUCAGGAUGGGAAAUGGCCUGUGACUGUGGUGACUUUGAUACCAAGCAGCGUGUUUAUAGAUACUGUAAGAAGCAAUAUGUGUGUCAAUGUUCCAGUCCAGUGUUUUACAUUUUGGGUGUGUUCAGUAGGAGAUGGGUGUAAAAAGUGUGAAUAUGUAGUUGGGAUUCUUUUUUUAAAAAAAAAUUAAUAAAUAUAAAAAUUCUGGACGCUGCACAUGAGUGACGUUCCCUUUCAACAGUCCAGUGGGUUGGCCACCCCAUUCCCCAAAAGCACAAGGCGCACCUCCCGGCCCCCUCAUCCCGGCCCCCUCCUCCCGGCCCCCGCCUCCCAGCCUGCGUUUGUGCCACUGCCAAAGGCCUCUUUCCGUUUUUGGUUUUUAAGCCCAUGUUUUAAAAUUGUCGCAGUUCAUCUCCACUUCAUCUUCAUUCAAGGUUUUAGAAGUCAUUGUACUUGUUUACUCAUCUUUUCUAUUACAAAACAAAACAUCACUGUGGUACCUUAUCUGUUUAUGGAAGAAUUUACAUUUUGACUGUUUUGGUAAAACCUAGUAAAAGUCGACAGUGAAUACAGUUCAUAGAGAUGUAAUUUUUUAAAUGAUGUGGAACAAUAACAAUCAGUGUCUGGUUUUUGUUUACAGGGCAUCGGAAGAAAACAAAAAAAAGGUUCCCUUGUGAAAUGUACAGAUUAUUAUUCAGAGGUUUUUUGCCUUCUGUCUGAAAAUAACUGAUUUGCUUUAGCUUUCUGAAAAUAAAGUGUUUGUUUCACA
Molecule: messenger RNA, 3406 nt
Organism: Paramormyrops kingsleyae
Lineage: Eukaryota; Metazoa; Chordata; Actinopteri; Osteoglossiformes; Mormyridae
Gene: hycc1
Product: hyccin PI4KA lipid kinase complex subunit 1
Biological process (GO): phosphatidylinositol phosphate biosynthetic process; protein localization to plasma membrane
Cellular component (GO): plasma membrane
Source: RefSeq, a predicted model, not a curated record